AGGUAACAUUGUAUUAUUUAAUAAUAUCACACUGACGAUAAAUUCGUUCCAUGCAAGCUCUUAUCAGGAUAUUUAUAAUUGGCUCUGCAGCUCUGCGCCCAAAUUUCCUCAUACAGAUAUGAGUGAUAAAUGAUGCAGAAAUCCAUGAGUCCACACCCAUGACCCUCGUGUUGUGAUUCAUCAGAACAACAAUAUAUGGAUAGAGUCCCGUAUAACAACAGAAACUAAGUCAUAAACCAUGACAAGAUUCACUUCUCUCUUGGGGCGUUUGAUAGUCUUUGCAGUAAUCCUAUCAACAACUACUCUCUCCAUAGCUUUUGAAAAUGUUGCUUCCUACUACAUGGUUUUCCAGUGGCCAGGAUCUUACUGUGGAGCAGCAAAGCAGGGUUGUUGCUACCCAAAGACAGGAAAACCGACCAAAGAUUUCAAGGUUGGUGGGAUAUGGCCCCUUUCGUUUACCGGAGAAAUGCCUACCAACUGCGAGUCCAACACCCAUUUCCGUUUAUCUGAGAUCUCAAACCUGACAAAGAGCUUGGAAAAUGAGUGGCCAUCCCUUUCCUGCCCAAUAAGUGGCAGUAGCAAACUAUGGGAGCAGGAAUGGAUGAAGUACGGAACUUGUUCAGAACCACUCUUCGGUGGUCAAUAUCAUUACUUUCAUGCAGCUCUAGACCUCAGGAACAAAGUAAACAUCUUGAAGAUGCUCAGCAGUGCAGGAAUCCAUCCAAACGGGUCAUUCUAUAGUCUACGUAAAAUUGUUGAUGCCAUACAAUCAAGAGUGACAUACAUGCCAGCAAUAAUGUGUUACGAGGACAAAUCAGGAAACAAACAGCUCUACCAGAUUCUUCUUUGUGGAGACACUACUGGAACUAAAAUUGUCGACUGUCUUGGCCUGCCGCAGUCAAAUUGCUCUGAAAAAAUCAAGUUCCCUUCCUUCUAGUAAGGAAAAUGAAAAAAAAAGUUGUUUCUUGCAGAAUUUUAUGGUGAGCGGUUAGAUCUUCAUUCUUGUGUACCUUUCCAAGCUGCUUGCGUUUCAGUCUCUUCACACUAUGUAUGUGAGUUCAGUUCAUUUAUAUUUUGGGAAAUCCAAAUAUAUUUCAUUAUUUAUGAAUUAUAAGUAUUUUUACAUGGUUAUUUUACCGAUGUGCGACAACAAGCCUAUGUACAACUUGACUAGUAUAUACAUAUAUACAAGUCACAACACUUCCCCUUAAAUUGGAGCAAAUAUAUCAUGCAUUUCCAACUUGUCAAGCGAGUUAGAAAACACACUACUAGACACAACCUUA
Messenger RNA from Pyrus x bretschneideri (Chinese white pear), 1283 nucleotides. Its product is annotated as extracellular ribonuclease LE-like. Gene Ontology annotation, molecular function: ribonuclease T2 activity; RNA binding. The coding region runs from base 239 to 937 and encodes 232 amino acids. The record is from RefSeq and is a predicted model, not a curated record. Gene Ontology annotation, biological process: RNA catabolic process. The transcript is spliced from 4 exons. Lineage: Eukaryota; Viridiplantae; Streptophyta; Magnoliopsida; Rosales; Rosaceae. Gene Ontology annotation, cellular component: extracellular region.